Nicotiana tabacum (common tobacco) is the source of this 2764-nucleotide messenger RNA. RefSeq names its product protein TPX2-like. Gene Ontology annotation, biological process: regulation of mitotic spindle organization; activation of protein kinase activity; mitotic spindle assembly. Lineage: Eukaryota; Viridiplantae; Streptophyta; Magnoliopsida; Solanales; Solanaceae. The record is from RefSeq and is a predicted model, not a curated record. Gene Ontology annotation, cellular component: nuclear microtubule; spindle. Gene Ontology annotation, molecular function: microtubule binding; protein kinase activator activity.
UCUCUACACUCCCAAUUUUUCCCUAUUCUUUUCUCCCUUUGACACACAGCAAAAAAACAACAAGAAAUUCUUCUCUUUCACUGACGGAGAAAUCAAUCCAAAAAUCAAUCCACUAUUUCCUUAUUCCCCUACAAAUUUGUGGGCGCAGUGAUUAAUUCACACCAUUUCUCUUGCACUGACGGAGUGUAAUUAACUGGAAGAAAAAUGGAAGAUCCGAAUUUGAUAAUUGACCCGGAUUAUGAGUUCGAGGCGCCACGAUUCUACGACUUUAUGAAUGGAGAAACGGAGGAGGAUAUGCGGAAGGCUGAACUUUGGUUCGAGUCUACAAUCAGCUAUGCCCCUUCUCCUUUUACGCAAAGAAUCAAGAAGAGUGGUAGAACAUUUCAACUUGAGAGCCUAUGUGAUUUUACCAAAGACGAGGAAGUGCAGGAUAAUAAUUCAAGGCCUACAACCGAGCCCUCUGCUUCUGGAACUAAGGACGAGGUAAGGUUAAAUGGUGGGAUUGAAGAGCAUGCAGCGGCGCUCACUUCUUCUCGAAGUAAGGAAGUGGUAACGCCAAAUGCGAUUACUGAAAAACCUGGUAGCAGUCCUCCUAAUCCGGAACCUAUUCAGAAGCAGUCAAAUGUAGAAGAAAUUAGUACCCCCGCACCACCAAUGAUAUCUCUGAAGAGUGACAGGAAGACUAAUUCCAAGAAGCAACAGACUGCUAAAAAGAUCGCCAGCAUUCUUAGAAAUCCAUCAGCAUUACAGUCAAAAUCUAACAUGCAACAGUCACAAUUGAAGAGUGGUAAUCCAGCUAGUACGAGGAAGCAACCAACCGUGAAAAGUGCCAUUAAAGCACCUAAUUUUGCUCAUGAAAACCAAGCUAUAAAGAGACAGAAACUAGAAGACGGAAAAUCCAGACAGAUUCUUAACAUCAAACCUCAGAUUCUGCCGCACAAAACAAGAGUUGGAGUUGCUAGCAGCAGUUCCGCCUUACUCUCUUCGACUGCAAAAACUCAUAAAAAGGAUAGAAAGAUGUAUGUUCGGGAACCAGUUGCCCCAUUUGUUUCAACAGCAGAAAUGAUGAAAAAGUUCCAAUCUAGCACCAGGGAGAUGUCACUAUCUCGCAUGAGCAAUUCUACUUUACAUGAUGAUCCAGCUGUUAUGCAGAGGAAGCAUAAGCUUAUAUUGACCAGGCCUAAAGAACCUGAAUUUGUAACAGCUCAACGUGUUCGUCCAACAAGAGUCAAGAGUUCAGCUGAGCUAGAGGAAGAAAUGAUGGCCAAAAUUCCCAAGUUUAAGGCUCGACCAUUAAACAAAAAGAUAUUGGAAAUUCCAACUCUACCAGCAUUACCGAAGAGUACACCUCAACUACCAGAAUUUAAGGAAUUUCAUUUGCAAACUAUGGCACGGGCGAAUCAAAAUGCUGAAACAUCAACAGUUGCAUCAAUAGAAUCUACUCAGAGUCAUCAAUGGAAGCCGACGCAUCUUACAGCUCCAAAAUCACCUCUUCUUAAAACAUCACUAAGAGCACGGCCUCCAAAGAUCAAAAGCUCUGAAGAAAUGGAAAAGGAAGAACUUGAAAAAGUUCCCAUUUUUAAGGCAAGGCCAUUGAAUAAGAAGAUUUUUGAAAGUAAGGGAGAUUUGGGGAUGUUCUGCAACAUAAAGAGGCAGGUAACAGUGCCUCAGGAAUUUCAUUUUGCCACAGAUGAACGUAUUCCGCCUCCAACUAACGUAGCUGAUAUAUUUGACAAGCUUUCCCUUAAUUCUGAACCUCAAAAUGACAAGACUACUCUCCCUAGAAACACCGCCCCGAAUCCUUUUCAUCUCCACACUGAGGAACGAGGUGCAGAGAAAGAGAGGAGAUUGUUCACCGAACUUCUACAUAAACAAAUCGAGGAGGAGCGGUCCAGAAUUCACAAAGCAACUCCGUAUCCAUACACCACUGAUUAUCCCGUGAUUCCACCAAAACCAGAACCAAAGCAGUGCACAAGACCGGAACCUUUCCAAUUGGAGAGUCUCACUAAGCAUGAGGAGGAGAUGCGGAGGCAUAUGGAAGAAAGGCGAAGAAUGGAGGAGGAAGAAGCAAAGAUGAGGAUUUUUAAGGCGCAACCAGUAUUGAAAGAGGACCCAAUACCAGUUCCUGAGAAAGUACGUAAACCCCUCACUGAAGUUCAAGACUUUAAACUGCAUGUAGAUCACCGUGCUCAUGAUAGAGCUGAGUUCGAUAAGAAGAUUAAGGAGAAAGAGAUGAUGUAUAAAAGGUAUAGAGAGGAGGCAGAAUCUGCAAAAAUGAUGGAGGAAGAGAAGGCGCUGAAACAACUGAGGAGAACUUUGGUGCCCCAUGCAAGACCUGUGCCUAAAUUUGAUCAUCCAUUUCAACCUCAGAAGUCUUCAAAACAAGUGACAAAGGCAAGAUCACCAAAGCUACAGAUUGUUAAGAGAAAAGAAAGGAGGGCAAUGACCUGCCCUUAUGCGGCAGCUUCUAGUGCUGCCUACCAAAUGAGGUAGUGAUAAAAAUGGCAGCCCGGUUCAAAUGAGGUAGUGAUCAAUUCAAAAAUUUGGGGAGCUGCUAAUUAGUUGUUCAAGAAAUCUUGAAUUCUACACAGAGAGGAGGGGGGAAAUUUUGAGUUCAGAAGAAUAUUUGUAAUGUAUGUAAAACUUGUGCAAAAUCGGAGCUCUACAAAUUCACUUUAGUUUGAGUUUAGAGAAAUAUUUGUAAUGUAUGUUAGUUAAACUUAUGCAAAAUCGGAGCUAGUAUUAUUAGUGUGUAAUUCAUUCA